CCUAGAAGGAGCAAGGCGGUUUGGGAGGGGGGUGUGUGACGUGACAGAGGGGAGUAUAAAGUCCAGGGUGCUACGCUGGAAGCUGAGGUUGUUGUGCUCUCCGAGAGCUUUGCCUGUCCUGGUGCUGAGUGCAGGGCAGUGGCGGAUAGAGACGAGGGCAGGCAGAGCAGAGCUCUCCUGCAGGAGACAUGAGACCUUAGAGGAGCCAUCGGGGGCAGCUCGCAAGGACCCUUCCUUACUGGCAGACGUGAGGAACGAUGAACUGGGCCGGUCUCUAUACGGUGCUGAGUGGGGUGAACCGCCACUCCACUGCCAUCGGGCGCAUCUGGCUCUCCGUCAUCUUCAUCUUCCGGAUAAUGGUGCUGGUGGUAGCAGCUGAGAGCGUCUGGGGAGACGAGAAAUCUGCCUUUACCUGCAACACUCAGCAGCCUGGCUGCAACAGCGUCUGCUACGACCACUUCUUCCCCAUCUCCCACAUCCGUCUGUGGGCCCUGCAGCUCAUCCUCGUCACCACACCAGCCCUCCUUGUGGCCAUGCACGUGGCCUACCAGCAGCACCAGGAGAAGAAGCUGCUGGUGCUGACGGGGCACGGGGACCCCAAGCACAUGGAAGAGGUGAAGAAGCACAAGAUGCGCAUAUCAGGUUCGCUGUGGUGGACGUACGUCUGCAGUGUGGUCUUCAGGCUGCUCUUUGAGGCUGUGUUCAUGUACAUCUUCUACAUGCUAUACCCGGGCUACCAGAUGGUACGGCUAGUUAAGUGUGAGGCUUACCCCUGCCCCAACAUCGUUGACUGCUUCAUCUCCCGGCCCACUGAGAAGACCAUCUUCACAGUCUUCAUGCUGGUCACCUCCAGCAUCUGCAUUGUCCUCAACAUGGCGGAGCUGGUCUACCUGGUGGUGCGGGCCUGUGCCCGUCGAGGCCAGCACAACUCCAACCCUUCGUCAGGGAAGGGCUCCUUCUACGGGCACAAGCUCUCCUCUGAGUACAAGCAGAACGAGAUCAACCAGCUGCUGACAGAGCAGGAUGGCUCCCUCAAGGACAUGUUGCGCCGCAACCCCAGCCUGCAGGAGAAGGGCGACCGCUGCUCUGCCUGCUAGGGCCAGCACUACGGGGUCCCCAGCCCUCAUCCCUGUCCCACAGCUGCCCCAUGGCCCUGUGCUGUCCCUGUCCAUGGACAGCAUCCCUCAGACACCGAUCUGGCCAGGAGAGCAUCUCGGGCCAUUAAAUCUCUGUUCUCA
Messenger RNA from Columba livia (rock pigeon), 1238 nucleotides. RefSeq names its product gap junction protein beta 1 (gene GJB1). Bases 258 to 1097 code for a protein of 279 amino acids. Lineage: Eukaryota; Metazoa; Chordata; Aves; Columbiformes; Columbidae. The record is from RefSeq and is a predicted model, not a curated record. Gene Ontology annotation, biological process: cell-cell signaling. Gene Ontology annotation, molecular function: gap junction channel activity. Gene Ontology annotation, cellular component: connexin complex. The transcript is spliced from 3 exons.